AUGGCUACAACAACCCCCAAGACGGGCUCAUGUCUCUGCGGCGCCGUGAAAGUCAAAGUCACAGGACAGCCCGUUUUUGUCAAUCUAUGCCAUUGCAUCAACUGCCAAAAAGCCACGGGCACUCUUUUUAAUUCAUCUGCCACCUAUCAGGCCGAGGACGUUGAAUUUACCUGCACAUCCCCCGAUAUCAUCCAGGAAUUCCAGGUUUCCAAUACUGCGACAGGAAGCCCGCUUUCAAGAUUCUUUUGCCGAGUCUGCGGUUCCAAAGUCAGAAACAAGUCCGGAAUGGGUGGGGAAAAAUAUGUCACGAUUCCCUUUGGCAUUCUUGACGACAAGUCGGGCCUCAAGCCACAGUAUGAGUUCUUUUGUGCAAAUCGCGAGGACUGGUUUGGCGAUUUUGACGGCGUGCCUCGGGCCAAUGGCAUGGAGCCCGUAUUGGCAAUGGCACAGGGCUCUUGA
This is a messenger RNA of Pestalotiopsis fici W106-1, 459 nucleotides long. RefSeq lists its product as uncharacterized. The record is from RefSeq and is a predicted model, not a curated record. The transcript is spliced from 3 exons. Bases 1 to 459 code for a protein of 152 amino acids. NCBI's taxonomy places the organism in Eukaryota, Fungi, Ascomycota, Sordariomycetes, Amphisphaeriales, Sporocadaceae. Gene Ontology annotation, molecular function: carbon-sulfur lyase activity.